AUGCCACCCCUCGAGCCAGAGACGGCACAAGCCCCAAAGGGCACGUCGAAGAGCGUCUUCGUCGACCCGAGCUUUGACAGCACUCCCGGCACCCCGGGCACCCAUACCGCCCAUGGGCUUCCCCCGACGAUUAACCGCAUCAGGCGUGGCAUGCAUGGCGAAGCCUCCAACGAUGGCCAGCUCAAGAAGCUCAUGGUUGCCAACCGAGGUGAAAUCGCCAUUCGUAUCUUCCGCACAGCUCACGAGCUGGCCAUGACGACCGUCUCGAUCUACAGCUUCGAGGACCGCAUGACGGCGCACAGGUACAAGGCCGACGAGGCCUACCAGGUUGGCAAAGGCCUCAACCCGAUCCAGGCCUACCUCAACAUUCCCGAGAUUGUUCAGCUGGCCGUCGACCACGGCGUCGACAUGAUCCACCCGGGUUACGGCUUCCUGUCGGAGAAUCCAGAGUUUGCAAAAGCUGUGGAAGAAGCCGGCAUCGCCUUCAUUGGACCCCGGCCCGAGACAAUCGAUGGCUUGGGAGACAAGACAAAGGCCAGAGACUUGGCCAAGAAGGCCGGUGUGUCUAUCGUGCCUGGUACGCCGGGCCCGAUUGAAAAGUACACCGAUGCGGCCGGCUUUGUCGAGGAAGUCGGCUUCCCCGUCAUCAUCAAGGCCGCCAUGGGAGGUGGUGGCCGCGGUAUGCGUGUGGUGCGAAACCAGGAAGAGUUUGAAGAGUCUUUUGCUCGCGCGAAGUCCGAGGCCCAAAACGCAUUUGGUGACCCAACCGUCUUUAUCGAGCGCUUCCUUGACCGGCCAAAGCACAUCGAGGUCCAGAUUCUCGCCGAUGGCCAGGGCAACGUCGUCCAUCUGUUUGAACGUGACUGCUCGGUCCAGCGUCGCCACCAGAAGGUCGUCGAGGUGGCGCCCGCCAGCAACUUGCCCGACGAGACGCGCCAGAACAUCCUCAACGAUGCCGUCAAGCUGGCAAAGACGGCAAACUAUCGUAACGCAGGAACGUGCGAGUUCCUCGUUGACCAGCAGGGCCGUCACUACUUCAUCGAGAUCAACCCUCGGUUGCAGGUCGAGCACACCAUCACCGAGGAGAUUACCGGCAUCGACAUUGUCGGCGCCCAGAUUCAGAUUGCCGCCGGUGCCACCCUCGAGGACCUUGGCCUGUCGCAGCAGACGAUCCAGAAGCGCGGUGCUGCCAUCCAGUGCCGUAUCACGACUGAAGACCCAGCGCUGAACUUUGCCCCGGACACGGGCAGGAUCGAGGUCUACCGUUCGGCUGGUGGUAACGGUGUUCGUCUCGACGCCGGUUCCGGCUUUGCUGGUGCCCAGAUCACGCCUCACUACGACUCGCUGCUCGUCAAAGUCACCUGCCGUGGUGCAACCUACGAGGUGGCUCGCCGCAAGAUGCUUCGGGCUCUCGUCGAGUUCCGUAUCCGUGGCGUCAAGACCAACAUCCCCUUCCUGUUCCGUCUCUUGACCCACGAAGCCUUUGCUGAGGCCAGGACCUGGACGACGAUGAUCGACGACACGCCCGAGCUCUUCAAGCUGGUCCCCUCCAAGAACCGUGCUCAGAAGCUGCUGGCAUACAUUGGAGACAUGGCCGUCAAUGGCAGCUCCAUCGCUGGUCAGGAUGGCGAACCGGGCCUCAAGGACGAGAUCCAGAUCCCUGCCUUUACCGAUCCAAAGGAUCCAUCAAAGCCCCUGGACACCAGCCACCCUUGCCAGGAAGGAUGGCGAAACAUCAUCGUCAACGAAGGCCCCGAGGCCUUUGCCAAGGCUGUCCGCGCAUACAAGGGCACCCUCAUCAUGGACACCACCUGGCGUGAUGCCCACCAGAGCCUGUUCGCCACCCGGCUGCGCACGAUUGACAUGGUCAACAUUGCAAAGGAGACGUCGCACGUGCUCAAGAAUGCCUUCUCGCUCGAGUGCUGGGGCGGUGCUACCUUUGAUGUGGCCAUGCGCUUCCUGUACGAGGACCCCUGGGAACGCCUCCGCAAGCUCAGGAAGCUCGUCCCCAACAUUCCCUUCCAGGCCCUCGUCCGUGGUGCCAACGCAGUCGGCUACACGUCCUACCCAGACAACGUCAUCUACGAGUUCUCCAAGAAGGCCGUCGAGAACGGUCUCGACAUCUUCCGAGUCUUUGACUCGCUCAACGCCAUUGACUCGCUUCGUCUUGGUAUCGACGCUGCCAAGAAGGCCGGCGGUGUCGUCGAAGGAACGCUGUGCUACACGGGCGACGUCGCCAACCCCAAGAAACACCCCAAGUACACUCUCGACUACUACCUCAACCUCACCGAUGAGCUCGUCAAGAUGGGCAUCCACAUUCUCGGCAUCAAGGACAUGGCUGGUCUGCUGAAGCCCGCCGCGGCCAGGCUCCUCGUCGGCGGCAUCCGUAAAAAGUACCCCGACCUGGUCAUCCAUGUCCACUCGCACGACACUGCCGGCAUUGCACUGUCGAGCAUGCUGGCCUGUGCCGAGGCUGGUGCUGACGUCGUCGAUGUCGCCAUCGACUCGAUGUCUGGUCUCACUUCGCAGCCCUCCAUGGGCGCCCUCGUCAGCGCCCUUGAGCAGACUGGCCUCGGUCCCGGUAUCCGACACGAAGACAUCCAGAACCUCAACCUGUACUGGACCCAAGUUCGCAACCUCUACUCGUGCUUCGAGGCCAACCUCCGGGCAUCCGACUCUUCGGUCUUUGACCACGAGAUGCCGGGUGGCCAGUACACGAACCUGCGCAUGCAGUGCGAGGCAAAUGGCCUGGGCGAGCAGUGGAACCAGAUCAAGGAUGCCUACAUCCACGCCAACCAGCUCCUCGGCGACAUUGUCAAGGUCACGCCUUCGUCCAAGGUCUGCGGUGACCUUGCCCAGUUCCUCGUGGCCAACGAGAUGAGCCCGAAGGACUUUGUCGACAAGGUUGACAAGCUCGACCUGCCUGAGUCCGUCUACGAGUACUUCCAGGGCAGACUGGGUGUGCCCCCUGGCGGCUUCCCUGAGUUCCGCGACAAGCUGCUCCGCGGCCGCAAGAAGGUUGAGGGCCGGCCAGGCGCCGAUCUCGAGCCCGCAGACUUCGUCAAGAUCAAGAAGGACCUGGCCAAGCGCUACAACCGCAACUUCUCGACGACGGAUGCUAUCUCGUGGGCCCUUUACCCCAAGGUCUUUGAGCAGUUCCAGGACUUUAUCGAGCAGUAUGGCGACCUGUCGAACCUGCCCACACGCUACUUCCUGGGCAAGCCAAGGGAGGGCGAAGAGAUCCACGCCUACAUUGAGCGCGGAAAGCUCCUCAUCGUCCGACUGCUUGCCGUCGGUGUCUUGUCCGAGACGGCGCAGCGCGAGGUCUACUUUGAGCUCAACUCGGAGCCCAGGUCCAUCGUCGUGGACGACCGCAAGGCCUCGGUCGGCACCGAGCGAAGGGAAAAGGCGUCGGCCGACCCCGGCUCGGUGGGCUCCCCGCUCUCGGGCGUCUGCGUCGAGGUGAGGGUGCAAGAGGGUGGCAACGUCAAGGCCGGCGACCCCCUCGUCGUCAUGAGCGCCAUGAAGAUGGACACUGUCGUCAGUGCACCCGUCUCGGGCAAGGUCGAGCGCAUCGUCGUCGCCGCAAACGACUCGGUGAGCCAGGGCGACCUCUUGAUGGAAAUCAAGCACGAGUGA
Molecule: messenger RNA, 3639 nt
Organism: Acaromyces ingoldii
Lineage: Eukaryota; Fungi; Basidiomycota; Exobasidiomycetes; Exobasidiales; Cryptobasidiaceae
Product: pyruvate carboxylase
Exons: 3
Coding region: 1-3639 (1212 amino acids)
Biological process (GO): gluconeogenesis; pyruvate metabolic process
Cellular component (GO): cytoplasm
Molecular function (GO): ATP binding; pyruvate carboxylase activity; metal ion binding
Source: RefSeq, a predicted model, not a curated record